Messenger RNA from Oryctolagus cuniculus (rabbit), 8659 nucleotides. Lineage: Eukaryota; Metazoa; Chordata; Mammalia; Lagomorpha; Leporidae. The record is from RefSeq and is a predicted model, not a curated record.
CUCUUUGUCUUUGCCUCUCUGUAGCUCUGCCUUUCAAAUAAAUUUAAAAAAAUAUAUUUGUUUAUUUGAAAGGAUGAGUUAACAGAGAGGCAGAGGCAGAGAGAGAGGUCUUCGACCAGCUGGUUCACUCCCCAGAUGGCCACAACGGCUGGAGCUGCACCAGUCUGGGGCCAGGAGCCUCUUCCUGGUCUCUCACACAGGUGCAGGGGCCCAAGGACUACUGCUUUCCCAGGCCACAGCAGAGAGCUGGAUUGAAGUGGAGCAGCUGGGACUCAAACCGGCACCUCUUUGGGAUGUCAGCACUGCAGGUGGCGGCUUUACCCACUAUGCCACAGCACUGGCCCCUGCAUUUUUAUUUUUGAGUGGCUUUUUUCUUUUUAAGAUUCUUUUUAUAUUCUGCAUAUUUAUCUUUUGUUACAUAUGUCUGUAAAAUCUCUCAUUCUGUCACUUUUAAUUUUCUGGUAUCUGAGGCUUUUUGCAGGGGGCCGGAGUCAUUCUUUCCUUGUAUUAGACUUUUUGUUUUGUUUGAACAUUUAGGUCUCCAGCCUCCCUGAAAUAUGAUUUUCAGUGCAGUGCCAUGGAAAUCAUGGCUCUAGUUUUGCUUCCCUUGGAAACCUGUGUGAACACUGUGCCUCCUCUUCACUGCCACUGACUCUGAUUUGUCUGUGCGUCUUCCAUCAUCCGUUUUCCCAUGCUGGCACUUCACUUUUUUUUUUUUUUUUUUAAGAUUUAUUUAUUUAUUUGAGAGGCAGAGAGAGAGAGAGAGCGAGAGAGAGGUCUUCCAUCUGCUGGUUCACUCCCCAAAUGGUCACAACAGGCCAGGAGCCUGGAGCUUUUUCCAGGUCUCCCAGGUGGGUGCAGGGGCCAUUUUCCACUGCUUUCCCAGGUGCAUUAGCAGGGAGCUGGAUCGGAAGUGGAGCAGCUGGGCUCACACUGGUGCCCAUAUGAGAUGCCCGUGCCACAGGCCAGGGCUUCACCUGCUGUGCCACAGCGCUGGCCGCUGCACUUCACUUUUCGUUUCCGGAGCCUAGGUCUUGAUAUCUGGUAGGGCACAUCCUGCCUCCCUUGUUCCUGUUUUGGUGUUGCCCUGGUUAAUCAGAUCAUUCUUUUUUUCUUGUUUAUUUGAGGGGCAGACACACACACACACACAGGGAGAAAGGGAGAGGGAGAGAGAGCCCAUGUGCUGAUCCUGUCUUCAGAUGCCUGCAACAGCCUGGGACUGGAGUGAGCGGAAGCCUGGACCUGGGCAUGCAUUCCAGGUCCACGUGAGGACAGGACUCCAAUUACUUGGGUCAUUGCCACUGCCUCCUAGGGUCUGUAUGAACAGAAAGCUGGAGCUAUGUGGAGUGUCAAACCCAAAUACUCUGUAGUAUGUGGGCAUCUUUACUGGUGUCUUAGCUGCUGGGCUAAAGGCCUGCCUCUUGUUAUUACUUAUUUUUAUUACUUCUUUUCACCUUAUCUGACGGACAAAGAGAAACAGAUCUAUGCUUUGGUUUACUUCUGAAAUGCCUGUAGCAGCCAGGGCUGGGCCAGCCAAAACUUCAUCCAGCUCCCCUGUUGGUGGCAACAGCCCAGGUUCUUGAGUCAUCACCUGCUGCCUCCCACGCCCAGUGCACACUAGCAGGAAGCUGGAUCAGGACCCAGACCAGGCACUCCAGUCAGGGACUCGGGUGUCCCAAGUGGCUUUUUAACUAGUGCCAAACACCCAUCCUCUGGGUCAUUAUUUUUUCAUAUGAUUUUUUUUUAAAAAGAUUUUAUUUAUUUACUUGAGAGGUAGAGUUACAAUGAGAGGGAGAGGCAGAGAGAAAGGUUUUCCCUCCGCUGGUUCACUCCCCAAAUGCCCGCAACGGCUGGAACUGUGCCAAUCCGAAGCCAGGAGCCAGGUGCUUAUUCCGGGUCUCCCAUGCAGGUGCAGGGGCCCAAGGACUUGGGCCAUCCUCCACUGCCUUCCCGGGCCAUAGCAGGGAGCUGGAUCAGAAGUGGAGCAGAAAGGGCGUGAACCAGCAUCCAUAUGGGAUGCCGGUGCUGCAGGCAGAGGAUUAAGCUACUGCGCCAUGGCGCCGGCCCCUUUUCAUAUGAUAUUUUAAAGUCAUUUUGGUCAGGUUUCACAUGUCCUGUAAUUUUUAUUCUAAUUACCCAGAAUAGGUUAAUUUGGGGAACACUGAUAUCUUUAUGAUGUGUAGUCCCUCUAUUUAUAAAUAUGUUUCUCCAUAGGUCUUUUUAAAAUCCUUCAUUGAAGUUUAUAGUUUGGUCUGACAUAUCAGUUAUUUAUAUUUUUUUAAAGAUUUAUUUACUUUCUUUGAAAGAGUUACAGAGCAGAAGAGAGAAAUUUUCCAUCCACUGGUUCAUUCCCCAAAUGGCAGCAACAGCCAGCGCUGAGCCAGGCUGAAGCCAGGAGCUUGGAGCUCCAUCAGGGUCUCCCACACGGGGGCAGAGGCCCACGCACUUGGGCAUCCCCCACUGCUUUCCCAGGCCACAGCAGGGAGCUGGUCGGAAGUGGAGCAGCGGGACUUGGACUGGUGCCUGCAUGGGAUGCCGGCAUCACAGCCAGCGGCUUAACCCACUACAGCACCGUGCCAGUCCCUGGGUUAUUUUUUGUUAGACUUUUUCUUAGUUACUAUGUAAUUUUUGUAGCUGUUGUAAAUGUGGCUUUUGCUUGUUGAUUUCUAGUCUAUGGAAUUGAUAUUGAUUAGUCUGUGUUGACCUUAUACGUGCAAUGCUGUUGAGCUCAUUUUGACAAUGAAUUGAUACUCUUGAAUUUUCUAUACAGUUCACUUUAUCAUUCUCUCUUUUUUUAAGAUUUAUUUAUUUAUUUGAAAGUCAGAGUUACACAGAGAGACAAAGAGAGAGAGAGGUCUCCCAUCUGCUGGUUCUCUCCCCAAUUGGCCACUACGGCCGGUGCUGUGCUGAUCAGAAGCCAGAAGCCAGGAACUUCCUCUGGGUCUCCCACGCGGGUGCAGGGGCCCAGGACUUGGGCCAUCUUCUACUGCUUUCCCAGGCCACAGCAGAGAGCUGGAUCAGAAGUGGAGCAGCUGGGAUUCGAACUGGUGCCCAUAUGGGAUGCCAGCGCUGCAGGUGAUGGCUUUACCCGCUACACCACAGCGCCGGCCCCUCACGUGGCAUCUUAACUGCUGUGCCAGACACAUGCCCCCAUAUGUAUAUUUUAUCAUUAACAUUUUCUUUUAAAUUAAAAACAUUAUUUAAAAUAAUUUAUUUGAAAAUCUGCUAGUUCACUCCCCAGUUGCUUGCAACAGCUGGAACUGGGAUAGGCUGAAGUCAGGAACCUAGAGCUCCAUCCAGGUCUCCCACAGUCCGUGAGCCAUCACCUGCUGCCUCCUAGGGUGCACGUGAGCAGGAAGCUGGGAUCAGAAGCAGAGCCAGGGAACCCAGACCCUCUGGUAGGGGCUGUGGGUGUCCCAACCUUUGUCUUAACCACUGAGCCAGAGCCAUUCCUCAUUAGCAUUUUAAAGAACCAUUGUGGAGAUUAAAAAAAAAAAUUUUUUUUUUUAACAGGCAGAGUGGACAGUGAGAGAGAGAGACAGAGAGAAAGGUCUUCCUUUGCCGUUGGUUCACCCCUCAAUGGCCGCUGCAGCUGGUGCGCUGCGGCCAGUGCACUGCGCUGAUCCGAUGGCAGGAGCCAGGUACUUAUCCUGGUCUCCCAUGGGGUGCAGGGCCCAAGGACUUGGGCCAUCCUCCACUGCCUUCUUGGGCCACAGCAGAGAGGAGCAACCGGGACUAGAACCCAGGGUGCUGGCACCGUAGGCGGAGGAUUUAGCCUAGUGAACCGUGGCGCUGGCCAGCAAGUUUUUGUUUCUUUAAAUUGUAUUUUCUUUAUGCUCUUUUCCCCCUUGAAUUACUUAUUCUCUGCUUGGUUUCCACUUAAUGUUUAGGUCACAUAUUUCCUUCUCUCGUAACAUAAGCACAUUAAAGCUGCACAUUUUCUUUAGGUGCCUUCUUUGGAUCCAUUUCCACCUGUUUCCAUCUGUGUAUGUGUGUGAGUGUGUGUUGUGUAUGUAUGUAGUGCAUAUGUGUGUAUGUUUGUGUAUGUGUGUAAUAUGUGGAUACAUGUGCAGCAUACAUAUCACAUGUGCAUAUGUACAGUGUUAUAUGUAUGCAUACAUGUGUAUGUGUGCAGCAUGCAUGUUACAUAUGUGGGUGUGUGUUACAUAUGUGUGUAGUAUAUAUGUGUGCAGUGUGUAUGUUACAUAUUUGAGUAUAUGCAUAGGUGUGCAUUACAUCUGUGAGUGUGUAUAUAUGUGUAUGCAGCAUGUAUCUUCUAUAUGUAUAUUUGUGUGUAUGUGCAGCUUGUAUGUUAUAUAUGUGUAUCAGUGUGCAUGUGUGCAGCAUGUAUGUGUAUAUGCGUGUAUGUGUGUACAUGUGCAGUGUGCAAUGUGCAUGUUAUAUAAGUGGGCAUGUGUAUAUGGGUAUGUGUGUACAUGUGUAUUGUGCAGUGUUAUAUGUGUGGGUGCGUGUAUAUGCAUGCAUGUAUGUGUGCAUGCACGUGUGUACCUGUGUAUGUAUGCACUGUGUAUUUUUUUUUUUGACAGGCAGAGUUAGAGAGAGAGUCAGAGAGAAAGGUCUUCCUUCCGUUGGUUCACCCCACAAAUGGCCGCCACAGCCAGCGCACUGCGCUGAUCCGAAGCCAGGAGCCAGGUGCCUCCUCCUGGUCUCCCAUGCGGGUGCAGGGGCCCAAGGACUUGGGCCAUCCUCCACUGCACUCCUGGGCCACAGCAGAGAGCUGGACUGGAAGAGGAGCAACCGGGACAGAACCAGCGCCCCAACUGGGACUAGAACCCAGGGUGCCGGCGCCGCAGGUGGAGGAUUAGCCUAGUGAGCCGCGGCGCCGACCUGCACUGUGUAUUUUAUAUAUGUGUAUGCUUGUGUCUGUAUGUGUGUACAUGUGUGUGAAUGUAUGUUAUAUAUGCGUAUGUGUGUAUGCAUGUCCGUGUGUAUAUGUGUGUGUGUGUGUGUGUGUGCACAUGUGCUGUUUCCAAGGUGUGUGCAGUUGAUCAUCUAUUGAGUUGUGUUCUCAGGGCUUGCUGACUUUUCUCUGUAAAUUUCAUACUUCAAUUAAAAACAUUCAAGGUUCAGAAGAGGUAUGUACCACACAGCUUUGUUUUUAUUAGCAUUUGUCUCAUCUGUCUUUUCUAUAUUCAGCUUUUCUAUGCUGUUUGGUUUUAGGACAGAUAAGUGUAUCGUGUGCAUCUUACCACAGAGUCGUGCAUACCUGGUGGCACCAAACGAAGGCUGUGCCCCUCCCUCCUCCCUCAGCACCGAGCGAAGGCUCUCGCCCGCUGCCCCGGGGGAUGGCGGCCCUGUUCCCAUCUGCCCCGCCCCAGGAACAGGUCCUGCAGGUCCCAAGCCUGGGGUGAUCUCGCAGCUGGAGCGAGGAGACGUGCCAUGGGUCCUGGACCUGCGGGGCUCUGUGGGGCAGAAGCGCCCGGGAGCCAGCGGCUCAGUGUCUCGUGGGGCCAGGGCUGCGUAUAAGGAGCUGACUUCAGGAGAGACGUUUAACAGGAAAGAACUGGAUGGACUCACUCCACGAGGACGGGAGCCAGGAGGGGCCCAUGACCAUGCCAGAGAGAUGGAGCAGGACCUGGACAGACCAGUGGGUCAGAGAGGCCCCAUGCCGGUCACACUGCCCGACAAGGAGCAUAGCCGGGAAUCUGGGGAGAGCCUCGCAUUGGGUGCGAGCCCUGUCCUUGGUCAGAGACCUCAUCAGUGUGACGUAUGUGAGCAGAGUUUUGAACAGAGGUCAUACCUCAAUAACCAUAAGCGUGUACAUAGGUCAAAGAAACCAAGUACAGCUCGGGCCCCUGGGGAAGCCAUCGGUGCUUGCGUGCUUGUUCAAGAUCAGGGACUGCCCGGCGGGAGGAGGCUGCACUGCUGCGGCUGCUGUGGGAAGGCCUUCCGGUACAGCGCCAACCUCGCCAAGCACCAGCGGCUGCACAGCGACGAGAAGCCCUACAAGUGCGGCGAGUGCGGGAAGGCCUUCAGCCAGAGCUGUGAGUUCAUCACCCACCGCAGGAUGCACUCAGGCGAGGUCCCCUAUCGCUGCGAGGAGUGUGGGAAGACGUUCAACCAGAGGCCCAACCUCAUGAAGCACCAGAGGAUUCACACUGGGGAGAAGCCCUACAAGUGUGGCGAGUGCGGGAAGCACUUCAGCGCCUACUCUUCCCUUAUCUAUCACCAGAGAAUCCACACUGGGGAGAAACCCUAUAAAUGCAACGACUGUGGGAAAGCCUUCAGUGACGGCUCCAUUCUCAUUCGACAUCGCCGGACUCACACUGGAGAGAAGCCGUUUGAGUGUAAGGAAUGUGGCAAAGGCUUCACCCAGAGUUCCAACCUUAUCCAGCAUCAGAGAAUUCACACUGGAGAGAAACCCUAUAAAUGCAACGAAUGUGAGAAAGCCUUCAUUCAAAAAACCAAGCUUGUUGAACAUCAGCGAAGCCACACGGGAGAGAAGCCCUACGAAUGCAAUGACUGCGGCAAAGUCUUCAGCCAGAGCACACACCUCAUCCAGCACCGGAGGAUCCACACCGGGGAGAAGCCCUACCGGUGUGAGUGUGGGAAGGCCUUCCACAACAGCUCCAGACUCAUUCACCACCAGCGGUCGCACCACGGGGAGAAGCCCUACGAGUGCGGUGAGUGCAAGAAGGCCUUCAGCCAGAGCACGUACCUCAUCCAGCACCGGAGGAUCCACACGGGGGAGAAGCCCUACAAGUGUGGCGAGUGUGGGAAGGCCUUCCGGCACAGCUCCAACAUGUGCCAGCACCAGAGGACCCACCUCAGGAAGGACUUCCCCAUGCCACAGGGCCAAAGGGCGUGUCUUCCAGUUAAACAAAACUCUUAACUCAAGAGCAGUGCAUGUUCACUUUAGAAAAGCUGCGAGGGGAAAGCAAGCAGAAAAGAGGCUCUUUUAGUCUCCACCUACCGAGAUUCUGGGGCUGGCACUGGCACAGCACAUUAGCUGCCACCCACAACGUGGGCAUCCCAGAGGAGUGUGGGCUCGAGUCUUGGCUGCUCCACUUCCGAUCCAGAGGAUGGAAGAUCUCUGGCUCUCUGUCCCUGUCUCUCUCUGUAACUCUGGCUUUCCAAUACCUAAGUGAAAUUUUUAAAAAAUCAGAUUUGUUCAAUAGGCUAAUCCUCCGCCUAGCGGCGCCGGCACACCGGGUUCUAGUCCCGGUCAGGGCGCCGGAUUCUGUCCCGGUUGCCCCUCUUCCAGGCCAGCUCUCUGCUAUGGCCAGGGAGUGCAGUGGAGGAUGGCCCAGGUGCUUGGGCCCUGCACCCCAUGGGAGACCAGGAAAAGCACCUGGAUCCUGGCUCCUGCCAUCGGAUCAGUGCGGUGUGCCGGCUGCAGCGGCGGCCAUUGGAGGGUGAACCAACGGCAAAGGAAGACCUUUCUCUCUCUGUCUCUCUCUCACUGUCCACUCUGCCUGUCAAAAAAAAAAAAAAAAAAAUCAGAUUUGUAAAAAAAAAAAAAAAAAAAAAAAAAGAUUCUUUGCUGCUGAGUUAAUGUUUUGUUUUAGACACACUGGGGAAUAUUUCUAAAAGAUGUAUUUAUUUUUAAAGAUUUAUUUAUUUAUUUAAUUGAAAGAGUUACACAGAGAGAGAAGGAGAGGCAGAGAGAGAGAGAGAGAGAGAGGUUUUCCAUCCACUGGUUCACUAGUCGGCUGCAACAGCCGGAGCUGGGACGAUCCAAAGCCAGGAGCCAGGAGCUUCUCUGGUCUCCCAUGUGGGUGCCAUCUUCCACUGCUUUCCCAGGCCACAGCAGGGAGCUGGAUCGGAAGAGGAGCAGCCGGGACCCGAACCAGUGCCCAUAUGGGAUGCAGGCACUGCAGGCAGCAGCUUUACCUGCUACACCACAGUGCUGGCUCCCAAGAUUUAUUUAUUACCUGAAAGGCAGAGUGACAGAGCAAGAGGGAGAGUGAGAAUGAGACCUUCCAUCUACUGGUUCACUCCCCACAUGGCUGCAGCAGCUGGGGCUGCACUAGGCUGAUGCCAGGAGCCAGAAGCUCCAUCCAGGUCUCCCACAUGGGCAGGGACUCAGAUGCUUGAGCCAUCGUCUGGUUCUCUGGUGUAUUAGCAGGGAGCUAGGAUGGAGGCAGAGUAACUGGGACUCACACGGGCACUCUGAUAUGGGAUGCGGCAUCACAAGGGUGGUUUAACCCCUGUACCAUGGCGCCCCGCUGGAGAGCCACUGUACUCCUAACAUCUGUGCCGUUUCCUCAGUGCAAGAAAUUCAAGCUACAGAGAACUCCAAUACCGGCAUAUUUCUACAGUUUCUAAGCAAAAAUUGACACUACAUCACUCAAACUUGGUUCACAGAGUUGAAAAUGCCUUUUUUGUUGUGGGAAAAAUCUAUAUAACAAAAUUGACCACUGUAACCAGUGUGGCGUAGAGCACUAAGUACACUCACAGUGCAAAUGUAGCUGCCACUGCUCCCGCAAUUGUUUUCUUCUCCCAGUCACAAGCUCGGGACCUAGUACGCAGUACCUCCUCCCCUUCCAGUUGCUGGUUCUGAGUUUCCCUUUCCCAGGAACCCCAACUGAGUGUGAUCUGUAAUACACGUUCUGCGUGUCUGGCUUCGUUCCUCUAGUAAUGGAGCCUGAAUCAAACUCCAUUCUUUUUAUGGCUAAAUAAUAUUCUACUCUGAGGA